Messenger RNA from Plectropomus leopardus (leopard coralgrouper), 1037 nucleotides. NCBI's taxonomy places the organism in Eukaryota, Metazoa, Chordata, Actinopteri, Perciformes, Serranidae. The record is from RefSeq and is a predicted model, not a curated record.
CUCCUCUCUCCUAUAAAGGUGUUAUGAGCUCUUCAAAAUCUGCUGCACAUGACAGAAAGAACACCAUGACCCCGACGCAGCGGGACAGCGUCCCCGCCAAGUCCCCGGUGUCGGGCGGUGACCCCGGAGCCUCUCACAGCCCCUUCGACCCCCACCACCGGCCUGUUGUUCCCGGGGAAGUGUACCGACCCCACCUGCCUCCACACCUGGACCCCACCCUCUUCCACAGAGUCCUGGAUCCUGCGGCGUUCAUGUUCCCGCGGCAACCGUCUCCAACCGGCUACCACAACACCUACCAGAUGUACACCAUGGAGACCACGCGGCAGACGAUCCUCAACGACUACAUCACCUCACAGCAGAUGCAAGUCAUCCGACCCGACAUGGCCCGAGUGAUGUCGCCACGGGAGCAGCCAGUCGCCAUCCCGUACGCAGCCGGAGCUCGAGGGAUUAUUGAUCUAGCCCAGAUGCCUCCAACUAUCCUGUUGCCUCACCCUGGGGGAACAGGUACUCCCACUUUGGAACGCAUCGCCUACCUCCCCGGAGCUCAGCCCCCUUUCCCUCCUAGGGCUUUCAACCCAACCUCCAUAUCGCCAGGUGAGGACCCCCCUCCCCCCCCCCCCCCCGUCCCUACACGUGUUCCCUUAUCUUCCCUGCUGCCACGAUCUCCAUGUUCCCUCAAACCUCUGUCAGUGCAGCCCUGAGCUGGCCUGAGGUGUCAAAGGUCAGUGCUGCCCGUCCACUGACGGGUCGCUGCAGUCUCACUGGGAGGGAUUUCUCACAAAAAAACUGUCUGACUGUUGCAUGUUAACCCUUUGAACCCGAGCAAAUUGACUUAAUCUCUUUCUAAAACACGGGAGGAAGGCCAGAGUUCCCGCGGAUCUUUAAAACAAUCUCAAAAGGCAUUGAAUUUAUUUAUUUAUUUAUUUUUUACUUUCAACAUAAAGAUAACACAUAUAACACAGAGAUGUUCACAACAUAUUCACAUACUUAUCUUUUUUUUAUGUCCAUUUUCAACAGUAAGUACCCAUUCACUUCUC